This is a messenger RNA of Oikopleura dioica, 603 nucleotides long. The record is from the annotation of a GenBank genome assembly. NCBI's taxonomy places the organism in Eukaryota, Metazoa, Chordata, Appendicularia, Copelata, Oikopleuridae.
AUGAAACUUUCUCUUUUCAUUUUUCUCGGAAUCACAAGAGGAGCUUUUAUCGGGAAAGAUGAAGCAACGGGCUUUUUGAAGAGUAGAACUAGAAGAGCAAACAGUUGGCACAGCUGGGAAGAAACCAAAGACGGCAACUUGGAGCGCGAAUGCAUCGAAGAAACCUGCGAUGACGAGGAGCUCUUUGAAGUGUACGACAACCAGGAGCUCUUCCAAGUCGAGAAAAGACAAAUGGACCGCUGCCAGAAGAUCCUGGAAAAGAUCGACGAAUAUGCUCAGAAAUUCAACACCGACGAUGAGGAAAAUGGAAUCGACAGCGAAGCGGAGAAGAAUAUCUUGCGAAAAUGCCUUGUUACUCAAGAAUCAGAUGUAGCGCUCCUCGCUGAAGGAAUGCGAGUGAGCAUGAGUGACGCUGACUUCCGGAAGUGGGUCGGAGAAUGUCUCUCAACUUUUGCGAAUGGAGUGGCCGGAACGACUCAAGAAUUGCUCGGAAAGAUUUCUGAAGGGCUCAAAGAAAUUGAUUGGGAACGAUUUGUGACCGAUGCGAAGGACUUUGGAGCUCAGGUCAUCAACGGAAUCCGAGAAUUUGGAAGCGACAACUGA